AAUAAAAAGAAAAAAAAAUAAAGAUAAUGAAGUUAUUAUCGUUGAUAAUAAAAUGAUGAUUUUGAAAGGUAAUCAUCCUUGGAAAUGUACUUUUGAAGGAUGUGAUAAAAAAUUCAAAUUUCGUUGUAGACUUAAAAGACAUGAGAUAACACAUUCUGAGGAGAGAUUUUUUAAAUGUCCUGAAUUAGGAUGUGGGAAAUCAUAUAGACGUAUAGAUCAUUUACGUAUGCAUUCUAUAAUACAUAGCGAAGAUACUAAACCUUUUAAAUGUCCAAUGGAAGGGUGUGAAUCAAAAUUUUCACAUAAACAUCAUCUAUCGAGACAUAAAAAAGAACAACAUGAUAUUGAAAAACGUUUCAAGUGUAAUAUACAAGAUUGUAAUCAAUCUUUUACGCAAGAUUAUUUGUUAAGAAAUCAUAAAACUAUACAUACAGGGGAAAAGUCUUACCCUUGUGAGCAUCCAGGAUGCACGAAAAGUUUUUCUUCUUCCGCAAAAUUAAGAGAUCAUGGGCAGGUACAUUCCGAACAAAAACGUUGGCGAUGUGCAUUUCAAGGAUGUACACAAGAUUUUCAAAAAUAUCAUCAACUAUGUAAACAUUUACGUCAGGAUCAUAAACCUACGUGUGAAAUGUGUAGUCAAAAAGUAAAAGAUUUUAAACAAUUAAGACUUCACAUGAAAACCCAUGAUCCUAAUCGUUUAUUAUUUCCUUGUAGUUGGGAAGGUUGUGAUAAAUAUUAUUCCAGCAUUAAAUCACUUAAUGUUCACACCAAAGCAACACAUAAAAAUAUUCGUCCUUUCGUUUGUGUGGUUCCCGGCUGUGAGAUGACUUUUGCCUAUAAAAAUGUUUUAACAAAUCAUAUUAAAGUUAUUCAUGAGCAAACUUAUCCUCGUAAAGUUCAUAAAUUGAAUAACGAAAUUAAAUUAAACAAACAAAUUACUGAUAUAGAACAUCUUACAGGUUAUGAUUAUGAGAGAGGUAGAAACAUAAAAUGUACAAUUGAAGAUUGUAAGUAUUUAUUUAAAAGGAAUUAUGAUCUUGAAAGGCAUUUGAAAAGCUUUCAUAAAGAUUUAUUUGAGAAUCAAGAAACUGAAGAGGCAUUAUGACAUAAUAAACAUUACAAUGUAUGACAUAAUAAGACAUAAUACAGUAAAAAUAAUAACGACGAUCAUGGUAUUAUAUCGGACAUGUAAAUCAAUAUGUCUGAUAUGAUUCCAUGAUCGUCGUUUCCUUAAAUUUUGAGCAUAUGACAUUAAGCAACGGAUUUUUUUUAUUUAUUUUUUUAUGAGUAAAUGUUUAAAGGUAAUGCACAUAUAUUUGUAUCAUUUGCAUUAAAAGUAAAAUAAUAAAUUUUCUAUAUUGAAAAAAAAAUCUUGUG
Messenger RNA from Rhizophagus irregularis DAOM 181602=DAOM 197198, 1377 nucleotides. The record is from RefSeq and is a predicted model, not a curated record. NCBI's taxonomy places the organism in Eukaryota, Fungi, Glomeromycota, Glomeromycetes, Glomerales, Glomeraceae.